Molecule: messenger RNA, 1185 nt
Organism: Fimicolochytrium jonesii
Lineage: Eukaryota; Fungi; Chytridiomycota; Chytridiomycetes; Spizellomycetales; Powellomycetaceae
Exons: 1
Biological process (GO): regulation of cyclin-dependent protein serine/threonine kinase activity
Cellular component (GO): cyclin-dependent protein kinase holoenzyme complex; nucleus
Molecular function (GO): cyclin-dependent protein serine/threonine kinase regulator activity; protein kinase binding
Source: RefSeq, a predicted model, not a curated record
UCAGGCCUCAAUACCCGCUCGCCACUUUAUCCCAUCCACAGACACUCACACUCCCGCUCCCCGCUCAUCAAUCACCCAUUCUUCACAUUCUCAUACUCGUUCGAGUCGCUUCAACAGCCGCGGCGAACCCCUUUCCGUGCGGCUCCGGGACAUUCAUCAUAUAGACGGGAAUUACCACGGCAUCGGCGGAAAGAAGUGAAGGAAGGAGCAAGAACAAGCUUUUUUGGCAAGUUAUAUCAGUGUCGAUGUCAGCGGUGCGCCCGCCUGUUAGUCGGUCAUAGUCCUCGGGUCUCUUAUAUCCCUCGCCCACCAACACCGCACACAAUCAACCGCCGCAUAUCACAUCUCCGCAAAGGCACAGCAAUGGACGACACCUCCCCGCCAUCCGCACCCACCCCGCACCACCGGGGCACCCACUCCUCGCACACCGCCUCCCUCGCCAAACUCGCCGUCCACGUCCUCAUCCACCUCUUCCCCGCAACCGCCAAAACCACCAACCUCCCCCGCCUCACCCACUCCCUGCACACCAUCCUCUCCCGCACCCUCAUCAAACCCACCACCGUCUUCCUCGCCCUCCAAUACCUCGCCGGCCUCGCGCACGCAAACCCACGACACACGCACGCCGUCACCCACGUCAUGGCCUCCACCCCGCUGGCGCCGCUGGUGCUCCUCACGGCCGCGAUCUCCACCGCCGACUCGUUCCUGAACGAUAUCCCGCACUCCAUCUCGCACUACUCCUACGUCAGCGGGCUGUCGACCGCGCUGCUGGUCGCGAUGAAAAAGGCCAUCUGUGAGGGUUUACAGUGGCAGCUGGUCGUCCCGAGCGAGGUGUUUGGGAGGUGGGUGGCGUGGCUGAGGGACUUUGCCGGGUUCCAGAUUCGGAGGGUGGAGAGCGGGCAGAGGAUGCUGCGGCAAACGCGGCUGGGGAAGUGGGGGAUGGGCCAGCGGGGACGGGUCGAGGCGAGGAUUAGACAGACGUUGAGGGCGAGGUUGGUCGCGAACGGCGUGGUUGCUUGUGCGGUGUAGGCGUAGAGAUACUUAGAGGAUUAGGUUAGAUCCUAUUACGGACGCUUGGAUUGAGGGACACUCUUGACUUUUGUAAAUAGCAUGUAGCAUACACACCCCCGCAACCUCAUUGUAGAUAUGUACAUUUCGAUCAAAUACCACCACCACACGUUUCUUGGC